AUGCAAGUAGCGGGAAUCCUCUCCGAUCUCACGUCUUUGCGCGUCUGUGAUUACAACGACGCUCUGGCACUCGUUACCAUUCAAGAGAGAUUGGAUUCUCACCCGGCAGAGAAGCAAUCACAGCCCAGCAACAGGGAAGAAACACCUGCUCUGCAGCAGGAAAAGGAUCAGCUACGCCAAGCAAAGGAGCUAGUCGAGCUACAUCAUGAUGUUAAGGCUAGGCAUGCUUCGGGGACCGUGGAUGAAGGGCUGGCCAAUUUGAGGCAAGACGUUCAACGUGUCUUACUGGAGCUGAGGCCCCGCGCAACGCUACCAGAAUGA
This is a messenger RNA of Aspergillus aculeatus ATCC 16872, 321 nucleotides long. RefSeq lists its product as uncharacterized. The record is from RefSeq and is a predicted model, not a curated record. NCBI's taxonomy places the organism in Eukaryota, Fungi, Ascomycota, Eurotiomycetes, Eurotiales, Aspergillaceae. The transcript has 2 exons. Bases 1 to 321 code for a protein of 106 amino acids.